AAUGUACAAGCUACUUAAACCGGAUUCUAAUUGUCAUAAAGACGCUCUAAAGUAUAUUUGCUCAGCUGGAAUUCCAUCUUGCAAAACUUCUAAGGAAAGACUCGAUCCAUGCUCGAUAUUUUGCAAAGAAAUCGUUAAAGCUUGUAUUAUGCCUAUGGAAUGUAGGCCUAUGCCAAAUGAUUUUGAUCCUAGAUCAUGUGAAAUUGAUUGUAAAGUAGAUGCAUCUAAUAGCUGGUGGAUAACGUUUGAUAAAAAUAACGAUUAUUCCCAUUAUAAAUGGAUUGAAAAAUCCGAUAGAACUUAUUAUCCUGGUCCAAUAUCUUACCCAACUAGAAAGUAUGGCUAUAGCUACUAUUAUUUAGAUGGAUCAAUGGGUAAAAAUGGCGUUAAUCAGCCUCAAAUUAAAACGGCCAAACUGCACUUAAAUGCUUCAAAGAGCAUUUUAAUUAAUGAAACGCAAGACUUUUGCUUUAGAUUCUAUUAUUUUCUCAGUGGAACAGUUCCCAGUGGCUUGAAAUUAUACAUAUUACGUAAUCAUUCUAAAUCAAUUGAUCUUUGGUUAGCAAAACCGGAUAGGGGUCAAAAAUGGAAUUUGUCCAUUUUGAAUAUAUCUUUAAGUGCUACUGAUACCAUUGUGUUUCUUGGCUACAGCUGGAAAUUGCCAGCAAUUGAUAUGGCCCUAGACGGUUUAUCUCUUUCGAGAGGAAUAUGUCCCAAUACCGGAAGCUGCAAUGAUAAAUUUGACUGUGGUAAUGGUCAAUGUAUUGAAAAUAAAUAUGUUUGCGACAGAAUAAACACCUGCGGAAAUUUUCUUGAUGAAAUCUUAUGCAACUGUUCGAAAGACGAGUAUAAGUGCAAAAGUGGAAUAUGUAUAGAUCGUUAUAGAGUUUGUGACGAGCACAGAGACUGUCACGAUGGAGACGACGAGAAAAAUUGCGACAAAAAAUGCUCCAAGGGUGGAUUUAAAUGCCCGAAUGGAGAUUGUAUACCACAUGAAUUGAUAUGCGACGGGGUUGAUGAUUGUAUAUCCGGUUGGGAUGAAAAAAGCUGUAGUGUAUGUAGCAGAGGGGAAUUUCAGUGUAAAAAUACACAAUGCAUUCCUAUUUCCGGAGAAUGUGAUCGUAAAGUCGAUUGCGCAGAUGGUUCUGAUGAACAAAAUUGUUUUAAAAUAUCGACGGAUGAAGAUAUAUUUAUGAUAAAGGCUUAUCCAUUUGAUUGGAUACCGUUAUGCCAUUUGAAUAUUUCAUCUUUAUUAGCCGAUCAAUUAUGUAUGAAGGUUAAAAACGGGUAUAUGAAAAACAUUGAUUGGAUUGUUUAUUCAUCUCAUGUUUACGUCACUAUCAGCGAGUGCGGUGAGAGUGGCGAGAAUAUCGUUUCGAAAGGUCAAAUAAGAGACAUAAACUGGCCUUGGACAGUACCGAUAAGCUUUGACGCCCCUCAUUUACUAGAAGAAAGUGGGCCGGAUUCUUGUACAGCAACAUUUAUUGAUCAAUAUUUCGCCGUUACAGCCGCUCAUUGCAUUAUAAAGGAUAGCAAUACGAUUGAAAAUAUAAAGAUUAAAAGAGUAAUAAUACACCCAAAUUACUCAUCAUUCGCCCAGGGUUAUGAUAUUGCUAUUUUAGAAACUAUCGAGCCAGCUGGAAUAAAUUCAGUACUUUGCUUAAGGAAAUUAGGAUCAAUUGAGGGAAUAGCCUGUGAAAUGGUUGGGUGGAGAUUAUCUAAUUUAGAGGAAUAUUCCGAAAAGUUAAGAACUAUUAGAUUAAUGAUUUGGAAUAACAGGAAAUGCUUAGAAGCCUAUCCGUGGCUAGAGAAGAAUAAUUCAUCUCUAUGCGCGGGCUACGAAUCUGCUUUAGUAACGCCUUGUCACGGAGAUAGCGGUCUGUACUCGACUAGCUUCAAAAAUACUGUAUAA
Molecule: messenger RNA, 1912 nt
Organism: Dimorphilus gyrociliatus
Lineage: Eukaryota; Metazoa; Annelida; Polychaeta; Dinophilidae
Source: the annotation of a GenBank genome assembly